Molecule: messenger RNA, 5582 nt
Organism: Hipposideros armiger (great roundleaf bat)
Lineage: Eukaryota; Metazoa; Chordata; Mammalia; Chiroptera; Hipposideridae
Gene: KDM4B
Product: lysine demethylase 4B
Exons: 24
Coding region: 229-3597 (1122 amino acids)
Biological process (GO): chromatin remodeling; regulation of gene expression
Cellular component (GO): nucleus; chromatin
Molecular function (GO): histone H3K9 demethylase activity; zinc ion binding
Source: RefSeq, a predicted model, not a curated record
UUAUUAUAUCUGACAGUUCCGGAGACUGGAAGUCCGACAUGGUCUCACAGGGCUAAGAUCAAGGUGUCAGCAGGGCUGGUUCCUUCUUGAGGCUCCAGGUUUAGGAACCAUCAUCAUUGCCAGAGCCUGACAGAACGUGAGCCACUUAUUGGAGCACCUGUCAUCACAGCCUCGGCCAUCCAGUACAUACCAGGAAGUUCCAAGUGUGGCGGCAUCUCAGCUGCAGCCAUGGGGUCUGAGGAUCACGGGGCCCAGAACCCGAGUUGUAAAAUCAUGACGUUUCGCCCAACCAUGGAAGAGUUUAAGGACUUCAACAAAUACGUGGCCUACAUCGAGUCCCAGGGAGCCCACCGGGCAGGCCUGGCCAAGAUCAUCCCCCCAAAGGAGUGGAAGCCGCGGCAGACGUAUGACGACAUCGACGAUGUGGUUAUCCCAGCCCCCAUCCAGCAGGUGGUGACGGGCCAGUCGGGCCUGUUCACACAGUACAACAUCCAGAAGAAGGCCAUGACGGUUGGGGAGUACCGCCGCCUGGCCAACAGUGAGAAGUACUGCACUCCGCGGCACCAGGACUUUGACGACCUGGAACGCAAGUACUGGAAGAACCUCACCUUCGUUUCUCCCAUCUACGGGGCGGACAUCAGUGGCUCCUUGUACGAUGACGAUGUGGCCCAGUGGAACAUUGGGAACCUGCGGACCAUCCUGGAUAUGGUGGAGCGUGAGUGUGGCACCAUCAUUGAGGGCGUCAACACCCCCUACCUGUACUUCGGCAUGUGGAAGACCACCUUUGCCUGGCACACAGAGGACAUGGAUCUGUACAGUAUCAACUACCUGCACUUCGGGGAGCCCAAGUCCUGGUACGCCAUCCCACCGGAGCACGGCAAGCGCCUGGAGCGGCUGGCAAUCGGGUUCUUCCCCGGGAGCUCCCAGGGCUGCGAUGCCUUCCUGCGGCACAAGAUGACCCUCAUCUCGCCCAUAAUCCUCAAGAAGUAUGGAAUCCCAUUCAGCCGGAUCACGCAGGAGGCCGGGGAGUUCAUGAUCACCUUUCCCUACGGCUACCAUGCUGGCUUCAACCACGGAUUCAACUGUGCUGAAUCCACCAAUUUUGCCACUCUUCGGUGGAUUGAUUACGGCAAGGUGGCCACUCAGUGCACGUGCCGGAAGGACAUGGUCAAGAUCUCCAUGGACGUCUUCGUGCGCAUCCUGCAGCCUGAACGCUACGAGCUGUGGAAGCAAGGCAAAGACCUCACGGUGCUCGACCACACCAGGCCCACGGCCCUGAGCAGCCCCGAGCUCAGCUCCUGGAGCACCUCCCGAGCCUCACUCAAAGCCAAGCUCCUCCGCAGACAAAUUAGUCUGAAAGAAAGCAGACACUGGAAAAAGACUGAGGAGGAGAGAAAACCAAAUCUAGAGAGGAAGAAAGAGCAGAGCAAAAAGCCGGGGCUGUCGUCUCACCGGAAACGCAGCCAGCCCAAGAAGCCCAAGCCAGAAGACCCCAAGUCACCAGGGGAGGGGACGGUGGGGGCAGCCCUCCUUGAGGAGGCUGGUGGCAGUGUGAAGGAGGAGACCCCACAGGAAGCCGACCCUGAGGACGAGGAAGAGGAUCCCCAGCUGCCACCACAAGGCAGGGAUGCGGAAGGCGCAGAAGAGGACGGGCGGGGCAAGCUGCGGCCGGCGAAGGCCAAGACUGACCGGAAGAAGAAGAGCCACAGCCCCCUGCACUCUCGCCACCCACUUCUGCCGCCACUGCCGCCGCCUGCACUCGCUCAGUUCCCCACGGAGGAGCUACCCCCACCCCCACUGGAGCCCCCGGUGCUGACCCCCAGUCCUGUGGCCGCUGCGGAGAGCCCCCUGCCGCCGCCCCUCAACGUCGUGCCUCCCGAGGCACCUGGUGAAGAGCCGGAGCUGAAACUGCGCCCCAUCAUCCCCAUGCUGUAUGUGGUGCCACGCGCCAGCCCAGCCACAUGUGACAAAGGCCGAGUGUCCUGCCAGCAGGCAUCUGAGCACUUUGCCCAGAAGGGCCCCACCUGGAAGGAGCAGGUGGCCCCCAUGGAGCUGACGGGGCCCGAGGAGGAGAGAACAGCUGGCGAGAUGCAGUCACCGUCAGCAUUUUCCAAAUUGAAGAUGGAGAUCAAGAAGAGUCGGCGUCACCCUCUGGGCAAGCCGCCAACCAGGUCCCCACUGUCCGUGGUCAAGCAGGAGGCCUCCAGUGACGAGGAAGCCUUCCCUUUCUCUGGGGAGGAGGACAUGAGUGACCCUGAGGCCUUGAGGUUCCUGCUGUCCCUGCAGUGGAAGAACAAGGCGGCCAGCUUCCAGGCCGAGAGGAAGUUCAAUGCAGUGGCCGCCCUGACUGAACCCUACUGCGCCAUCUGCACUCUCUUCUACCCAUACAGCCAGUCCCUACAGACCGAAAAGGAGGCCCCCCAGGCCUCCCUUGGGGAGGGCUCCUCUGCACCACCUUCCAAAAGCGGCCAGAAGACACGGCCGCUGAUCCCCGAGAUGUGCUUCACCUCCAGCGCCGAGAACACGGAGCCGCUCCCUGCCAACUCCUACAUCGGCGACGAUGGGACCAGCCUGCUGAUCACCUGUGCCAAGUGCUGCCUGCAGGUCCACGCCAGUUGUUACGGCAUCCGACCCGAGCUGGUCAACGAAGGCUGGACGUGUUCCCGGUGUACGGCCCACGCCUGGACUGCGGAGUGCUGCCUGUGCAACCUCCGGGGAGGAGCCCUGCAGAUGACAACCGACAAGAGGUGGAUCCACGUGAUCUGCGCGAUCGCAGUACCGGAAGUGCGGUUCCUGAACGUGAUGGAGCGCCACCCUGUGGACAUCAGCGCCAUCCCGGAGCAGCGGUGGAAGCUGAAAUGCGUGUACUGCCGAAAGCGGAUGAAGAAGGUGUCUGGCGCCUGCAUCCAGUGCUCCUGCGAGCAUUGCUCCACCUCCUUCCACGUGACCUGUGCCCAUGCCGCCGGGGUGCUCAUGGAACCUGACGACUGGCCCUACGUCGUCUCCAUCACCUGCUUCAAGCACAAGUCGGGGGGCCACACCGUUCAGUUCCUGAGGGCCGUGUCCCUAGGCCAGGUGGUCAUCACCAAGAACCGCAACGGGCUUUACUACCGGUGCCGUGUCAUCGGCACCACUACGCAGACCUUCUACGAAGUCAACUUUGAUGACGGGUCCUACAGUGACAACCUUUACCCAGAGAGCAUCACUAGCAGAGACUGUGCCCGGCUGGGACCUCCACCCGAGGGGGAGUUUGUUGAACUCCGGUGGACUGAUGGCAACAUCUACAAGGCCAAGUUCAUUUCCUCUGUGACCAGUCACAUCUAUCAGGUGGAGUUUGAGGACGGGUCCCAGCUGACGGUCAAGCGUGGUGACAUCUUCACUCUGGACGAGGAGCUGCCCAAGAGGGUCCGGUCGCGGCUGUCAGUCAGCACGGGGGCACCGCAGGAAAGUGUCUUCUUGGGAGAGGAGGUGAAGGCCGCCAAGCGCCCACGGGUGGGCACCCCGCACGCCCCCGAAGACUCGGGGCGGAACCCGGACUACCUGGCCUUCAUGGAGAGCCUCCUGCAGGCACAGUGCCGUCCCGGAGCCCCCUUCUAGGACAGCUGGCCACCCGGCCACCCCUCAGCCCAGCAAGGCAGGCGACGGCGGGCCCUGGCGUUUGCUUGCUGUGAAUUCCUGUCCUCGCCUCCCCAGCCCCCAGAGGCUACCUCCGUGCUCUGCAAGGACAGGAGCGAGCAGGACGCCAGCACGCGGCCCCCAGACUCAGGGAGCAGGGCCACACGGGCUCUGUGGGGCCGGCUGGGGCUCGCGCCAUCCCCACUACUCAGAUUCGUAAACCACGUAAGCUCUUCUUCUCGAAAAGGUGCUACUGCGUUGCCUGCUCCUGAGCAGCCUUUGAGAUUGUGACUUCUGUACAUAAAUCACCUUUGUGAGGUUCUUUCUAUAAAUACCUAUUGUUUAAAAAAAACUCAAGAAAAAAAGGAAAACAAAGAAAAGGAAAAAAAUCCCCAAAGUUGUUUUCUAGAUUUGUGGCUUUAAAAACAAAACGUUCUUUAUCUCAGAACCGAAACACACUGAGGGAGACAAAAGCAUCUCGUUUUUUUGUUUGUUGUUGUUUUAGAAUCUUACUUGUCUGUGAGCAGGCAGGGAUGUGUGGUGAGGCCUGGAGGUGCUGGGGCCUCGGGCAGGACGCCCAGCCCUAGGGACACCCUGUCACUCCAACCCCUCACUCCACUCUCUGCCCAACUUCAUGAAGGUCUGGGUGGCUGGCACUUCUUCUCUGGUCCCCACCAACACCGUUCCUCUUGUCGCUGGACAGGAGGAGGGACAGGCGGAGGCUGACUGUACCCUUUGGUGGCUGAGCGCUGGCCAUGGGGGUCUAGGACCCUCCCUCCUGUCUGCGAGCCUUUGCAAAUAAACAGUCUCUUUCCUGGUUUGUUCCAUCUUUUGCUUCUUCCCCUGUGAGAACCAUUCCACAGCUGAGGCCUCAGGUGACGGAGUGUCCCCAGUGCCACUCAGGCCUUCCUUGGCCUGCUCAGGGGGAGGGAGCCCCAUGAGUGGGUGACGUCCUGCGGCCACAGGAGCAGAUGGGCACAUGGCGACCCAGGGAGGGAGGACACGGAGCUGAGACAGGUCUCCCAGGUGGCCCAAGUCCAGCUGUUUCCCUACUCAGGCCUGCGUCCGCAGGCUUCCAGGUGUCCCUGCUUUGGCCGCAGCCCUGUGUUAUAAGGGGGUUCUUCCUAGGACCCCGAGGGCCUGGCAGCGUUCUGAGUCAUGUUUGCGACCAUGGAUUUAUGUGUCUGAGAGAGAGCAAGCCAGAGGGGGCAUCGCUGCUUUCAACUUGAAGGAAAUCUGCCCCUUAAGAGUUGUGGGUUGAAUUUAGGAGAGAGAAAAAAUGUGCUGCUCAUGGGCUUGGGAAGGAGACAGCCCAGUUCAGCCUGCCCGCUUUCUCCAUCUCCGCUGUCCCCGGCUCUCCCCUGCAGAGGGAUUGAGAGCAUAAUUUGCUUGUAUAAAAAUUCAAAAAAAAAAAAAGUGUUCUAACAGUGGCCAGGCCAGAGAGAACUAUUUAAGGAAAAUGGAGAGAAUGUAAAUGAGCCGAGAAUCUUUAAUUUCCUUGCUGGGGGGGGAGCGCAGGUGCCCGGCGUGGGCAGGGGCGGGAGGUACUGAGGGGAACCAGCCGAAAUGCGGGUCUCCCACUGCAUGCAGCAGCCCCGCCUGGUGGUACCGUCACUGUAUUCAUAUGUAGUUUGAAAAUGCUAUUUAUAUUGUAAAGAGAAUAAAAAGAAGUGGGCAGACGCCCCCGAGGCCCUCGAGGUCCAAGGGGUAGUCAGCCCUGGGCGGGGUCUCUGGGUCUCACCGUCUUUUUGGGUUCUGGGAUGACUUGUGUAGACAGGCCAUGGCACAGCAAAAGCAAAACGCACAUUUCCCCACAAAGAUAUAUCUGUGUCUAUGUGCAAAGACAAAAAACAAAACCCACCCACCCUGAUUUUUUCCCACCUGAGAUUAAGGAUGCUGUAUUUUUGCCUAAUUUCCCCGCCUCUAGGUUUAUAAUGAAUUAAAGGCUCGUGAGCGCUGCGAUUACA